Rubroshorea leprosula is the source of this 1233-nucleotide messenger RNA. Lineage: Eukaryota; Viridiplantae; Streptophyta; Magnoliopsida; Malvales; Dipterocarpaceae. The record is from the annotation of a GenBank genome assembly.
GCAUCCCUCCUUUGAUCAAUACAUAUAGAUUUCUCUCUCUCAGUUAUCAUGGCUAAGAUACCAUCCUUAGCCAGUAAACAUGGUUUCAUGGCAUCAACAAUGCUCAUCUUCAGCCUUCUAAUGGCCGUCCUCUCUACCACAAGUGCCCAAAUUGGUGUUUGCUAUGGCAUGCUUGGCAACAACUUACCGUCCCCCCCACAAGUCAUAGCUCUCUACAACCAAUACAACAUCCGAAGGAUGAGACUCUACAACCCGGAUCAAGCCGCGCUCCAAGCCCUCCGAGGCACCAACAUUGAGGUCAUGCUCGGCGUCCCCAACACCGAUCUCCAACGCAUCGCCGCCAGCCAGGACAAUGCCAACGCUUGGGUCCAAAACAACGUCAAGAACUACGCUAACGUUAAGUUCCGCUACAUAGCGGUCGGGAACGAAGUUAAGCCCUCGGAUUCUUUUGCACAGUUUCUAGUCCCCGCCAUGCAGAACAUCCGAAAUGCACUUGUGGCUGCCGGACUUGGAAUCAAAGUUUCCACGGCGAUCGACACCGGGACUCUCGGAGAAUCUUUCCCUCCGUCCAAGGGGUCUUUCAAGGGCGAAUAUAUGUCGAUUCUCAACCCUCUAAUCCGUUUCUUGGUGAACACACAAGCUCCAUUGCUGGUCAACUUGUACCCUUACUUCAGUUACAUUGCCAACCCUAAGGACAUCUCCCUUAAUUACGCCCUCUUCGCGACUCCGGCGCCAGCGGUGCAAGACGGGCCUCUACAAUACCAUAAUCUUUUCGAUGCAAUUCUUGACGCAGUCUAUGCUGCGCUUGAGAAGUCCGGUGGAGGCAAUUUAGAGAUUGUUGUAUCAGAGAGUGGCUGGCCUACCGCCGGUGGAACGGCGACGACGGUUGAUAAUGCACGGACUUAUAACAACAAUCUGAUUCAACAUGUGAAGGGAGGGACUCCGAAGAAGCCUGGAAAGCCCAUCGAGACAUACAUUUUCGCCAUGUUUGAUGAGAAUAACAAGGAACCGGAGUAUGAAAAACACUGGGGGCUGUUUUCUCCAAACAAGCAGCUUAAAUAUCCAGUCAAUUUUAAUUAAUGAAGUAGGAAAAAUAAGGGCAUUUAAGUUGUUUAAUUUUGUUGUAUGACUAAAUAAAUGGAUAUAUAGACAUAUGCAAGCACAAGUGUUGCCUCUAUGUACCCAAAGAAAUGCCCAAAUAAAUAUACGAGUUAAUUAAUAUUUAUGAACUUA